Molecule: messenger RNA, 1373 nt
Organism: Cephus cinctus (wheat stem sawfly)
Lineage: Eukaryota; Metazoa; Arthropoda; Insecta; Hymenoptera; Cephidae
Exons: 2
Coding region: 794-1240 (148 amino acids)
Source: RefSeq, a predicted model, not a curated record
UUGCAGCUUGACAGUAAGCCGCCGGCAUUCGAAGUGUGAGCGUCGUGUGAUUGGUGCGCGUAGUGUAAAUGCUCCAGAGUGAGCGUUACUCAAGAGUGCGGAAUAAAGUGGAGAGCGUAAAGGAAAUACAAGCUAGAAAUUCCUCUCGCGGUGUUGCCGUUGAUAUUAGCAAUUUUUCCAAUGUGAUUCGUAACAAUAGCGCCAUAUUGAAUUUCGGUUCAACGUAAAUUGAAGUGAGUGUCGCAUUAAUUACAGUCGCGAGGAUUGAUAGUUUUGUGUUUUCGACGAUAAAGAACCGUGAAUACGUGAUUAUUGAACCUAGCGGAUAUACGCCCGACAGACCGCCAGCCCAGCAGUAGAAAGCAAUUUACGAGUACAAAAAGCCCUUUGAGUAAACGAGCGCUGAAUAUUAUUUAAGAUUCAAGAUAAACACUCGAGUGAGAGCAAAGGGUGGUGUUUAACGACAAAUAUCAAACAAGACAGCAGACGGGGUUAGACUGGUCGACACUCUGUAAAUCUUUUUCCUCAUUCUAGAAAAAGGCCUCUCACUCUGGUCCAGCGUGAGAAUUCUCUGUAGAUUUCGUAAAACUUUGUUUCGACGAUCGGGCCCUCUUGACUAGGAAUGACAACAGGCCCUCUUCUGCUCUCUUAUUCUUUCGUGAAAUGUGAUGUGAGAAUCUAUGUGCGAUCCACUACAACAUAAGCGUAAAACGUCAGAAGCUCCUCAAAGUCAGGGACUCUAGUCCAACAAUUCCUCCUUGUUAUUUUUCGUUGGAAGAUACAAGAGAGAAACAUGUUAGAAUUGCAACGACCUAUUCUGAUAGUCAGUGCGAUAUCACUGCUAAUAGUGCUCGACGUCAUCCAUCUCCACUCAGUUCUGGCUAACGAACUGAAGGACUACUGCUCGAUGCACAGAUUCGAGAAUCUACCCGGUGGGCUCCGAUUUACUAAGGAAGUCGUCACCACAGAGUACGCUAGUGUCGGAUCCUUCAAGGCAAUCCAUUGCUGCUUACGCGGUUACCGGAGCAUCGAAUGGUAUAAGGAUAACAGACCUUAUCCUUGGCCAGGUGGCGAGAGUCACUUUAUCUUGUAUCCUGAAAGUGCUAACCAGACAAUCUACACGCAAGAGGUUAGAACUUCGGAUGCAGGGCGAUACUCGUGUAGAGCGCGUAAUGAUACCACGGUACUUGAGGGCGACAUCACGCUCUCUGUUCUCGGUAAGUUUUCGUGUUCUAUCUAGGCAUAUGCCAAUGCAUAAAAAUACUCAACAAACACAAAGUUAAAAUUUUCUAUGCAAGGAUGUAUUAGUUACAAAGCACCUCAUAUACAUAACUGUUAUUUUUGCGAGUAGGACGACAUAACACUGCCGAUAU